Molecule: messenger RNA, 1994 nt
Organism: Zootoca vivipara (common lizard)
Lineage: Eukaryota; Metazoa; Chordata; Lepidosauria; Squamata; Lacertidae
Source: RefSeq, a predicted model, not a curated record
GGGAGGCGGUUUAACUGUCAAAAGUGGCCGUCCUCGCGGAGAAGCGGGAGCAGAAAGCCAGUGAGGGAAACCAAGGCAGGCUGGGGGCUGCUGCCUCUCUCAGGGAGGAAAAUAAUAAACAACGCUUUCCAGACUUUUUAAAAAUUUCAUUAAUUAUUGGGAGACUGAUGGUUCGAAUCUUCCAUUAAAAAGAGGACAAUUUUUGCAGAGGCGCUACUUUUACGUGCUUUCUUCAGCAAAGUCACCUUCAGCUCCUACCUGAAACUCCCCAGAAGCCCUCAGAUUGCCCUCCCUUUUAAUGUAGGUGUGCUGUACUUCACAGGGAUAGAUUUUAAACUGCACCCAUGGGACACUGGUGCGAACAGAACACCCAAUCGGAUCAAAAUGAGUCCAGCUUACUCAAUAGCCAGCUUGAGAGAGAGAAUGCAAUAAUUUAUUUAACUUUGGCAUGUUCAUUCCUUUAAUCUCGUGGGCACAGUCAGGAUUUAUGUUGGCGAGGGGCAGGACAUCCACCUGUCAUCUGUCUGGCUCUGUCUAGCAGAUUCGGAACAAAAUGUCUCAAGGACAAGUUGUUUUAAAUUACUUCCUUUUGCCCCCAAGCGCUCCAAAAAAUCUGUCAAAAUCUACAAUUUCUACUUUUAGUUAAGUAUUUGUAUUUUAUUUACUUGAAGGGGGAGGCAGCUAUCUAUCCACCUGGGCAGAUAAAGUAUCAGCAUACAGAUAUUCCAAGUCUGUUACUCCUCUUCUGUUUCUUCACAGGAAGCUUGCUAUAAGUGGCAUUGUUGUCUUCCGAUGCAGCAGUAAUCCUUGGAAGAGAUAAACAACUGGGGUCACAAGAGAUCAAGUGAACAGGCUCAAAAUGGGGAUUUGUGGAAGUGAGAAGAUUGUCAUCCUGUUUGCAGGUGGUAUCUGUGGUGUAUCUCCAAAAGCAGGAUCUCUUCUCGCUGGUGUCUACAUGAUUCUGAUGACCAAUAUGUACCUGAUUUUUGAGGAAGGUCACCUAAAUCGCACCCAAACUCUGUUAAAACAGUAUCAGAUAAAACAUUAUUCAACUGAGUCAAUGUGGAUUGUCCCAUAUUACUAUUACACUGCAAUCGCCUUGGCCAUUAUAACUUAUCCUAUAUGUUUCUACUUCCUCUAUUCCAUCCAGUGGCGAAACACUGUAGGAUUGUUUAUCUACAUUGUUUGGAUCUUCUUCUAUGAUCUAGCCAACAUUGUCCUUGUAGUUCUAACAGCAAACUCACUUCCUUUUUCAAUAAGUGACUUGGAAUGGUUUGGAUUGGCCACCAGAAUCCCCACAGACUGCUUUUGGCUUCUCUUUAUCAUAACUUAUUUUCUGAUGAUUAUUGAAGGCAGAAGCACAGGGAGGAUGUCACUGAAGACAAGGCGGAUAUCAAGACGUGUGUCAGAGCCUCCCAGGUUUAGGCUGGGUAUCAAUGCUAGGAGAGUUCAAUAAGAGUUGUCAGGAAAUUUGUGCAAACUAGCAGGCUUGCAAUGCUUGGGACCUAGCAAGAUGAGUCCAGUUCACCAACCUUGUAUUGCUGGCCACUGGGAGCUUUAAAAGCCUAUGGUUAUUUGUUGCCUGCCUGGAACUGCGAGAACAGAGGGAUUGUCAACCAUUCAACAGGGCCGCAAAGCAUGGGUUUGUCUUGCCAGAGUUGCAAAUCUGAUGUAUAAAUUCAUGCAUUCAAAGUGGUGCUGCAUGUGGUUUGACUUUUGUAUUUUAAAUUAUUAUUACCUUAUUGGAUUGACGAUAUCCUUAAUAAACAUAUAUUUCCUCUCCAUUGUAUUUUGGAUUAUCCCCCCCCCCCAAUCUUGUUUUGCAUGAUUGAGUUAUGAAGACAUGAGAACUGUAUCAUCAGAAUAUUUGGGCAAGGCAAUAGUUUCCUUUCAAACCCCUAUAAUCACAAUGAUAUGCCUGUGGAAAACUGGGAUCAUGAAAUUCCGUGGAAAAGCUGAUGUCUCUAACAACAUAUGUGCUUGUUACAGGUAGG